CGUGGACACAAGGCUUUAGAAAUUGAGCAGAGAAAAGCGCCAAAGCGGUUCGUCUUCACGUGCUUCUUGUAUUUCAUUCCAUUUGCGUCAGAUAUCUCUUUUGGGAUACACCCACGUGAGAAAGAGACAAUCAUGGAUAAACCAGUGGUUUUGGCGCGCGUCAUCAAGGUCCUGGGUCGCACUGGCUCGCAGGGGCAGUGCACCCAGGUGAAAGUAGAAUUUCUGGGUGAGCAAAAUCGGCAGAUCAUCAGGAAUGUGAAGGGACCGGUACGAGAAGGCGACCUCCUAACCUUGCUCGAGUCCGAGCGCGAAGCGAGAAGACUUCGAUAAUGUAUGGUUUUAUUAACGCCGAAAAAAAUGAACGGUUGCCAGCCGCUACUACUACCGGACUUCAACAGAUACGCAUUUCCUGAACUUGGAUUCCCCUACAUGUGGAUUAUGAAUCAAGGAUCAUAGAUCGGGGGUCGUCGACAACGGAUACCUGCCAUGUGCUUUGCGAGAGGAUGUUACCGAUCGCGGAACGGGAUCACAUUUUCUUGGAAACAUUCCUGACGUAUAAGAAUUUCACGCCUUUUACAAUAAAUCUCAGCUGGUAACCACA
This is a messenger RNA of Cyphomyrmex costatus, 601 nucleotides long. Its product is annotated as 40S ribosomal protein S28. NCBI's taxonomy places the organism in Eukaryota, Metazoa, Arthropoda, Insecta, Hymenoptera, Formicidae. Bases 133 to 330 code for a protein of 65 amino acids. The transcript has a single exon. Gene Ontology annotation, molecular function: structural constituent of ribosome. The record is from RefSeq and is a predicted model, not a curated record. Gene Ontology annotation, cellular component: ribosome; cytosolic small ribosomal subunit. Gene Ontology annotation, biological process: translation; maturation of SSU-rRNA; ribosomal small subunit assembly.